Antechinus flavipes (yellow-footed antechinus) is the source of this 7162-nucleotide messenger RNA. RefSeq names its product transcriptional adaptor 2A (gene TADA2A). Lineage: Eukaryota; Metazoa; Chordata; Mammalia; Dasyuromorphia; Dasyuridae. The coding region runs from base 188 to 1573 and encodes 461 amino acids. The transcript has 17 exons. The record is from RefSeq and is a predicted model, not a curated record. Gene Ontology annotation, molecular function: transcription coactivator activity; protein binding; chromatin binding. Gene Ontology annotation, cellular component: SAGA-type complex; nucleus. Gene Ontology annotation, biological process: chromatin remodeling; regulation of transcription by RNA polymerase II.
GCGAACGGCUCUGGGCUUCCUGGGUCUGGAGGAGGGGGACGCGGCGAGGUGAGGCACGAGGCCACGAGGUGAGGGAUAGGAGGAUUGCCACUUUCCCAGGGAUUUGUUGGCUUCCACUAGGAUCAGACUGUGAAAGAGACUUCCCACGUGGAGGACCACCAGAGCUGUAGCCUCUGCCGGUGUGGGAAUGGACAGAUUGGGUUCCUUCAGUAAUGAUCCCUUUGAUAAGCCUCCCUGCCGGGGAUGUUCUUCCUAUCUCAUGGAGCCCUAUAUUAAAUGUGCUGAAUGUGGACCUCCUCCAUUCCUCCUCUGCUUGCAGUGCUUCACCAGAGGAUUUGAGUACAAGAAGCAUCAAAGUGAUCACACUUAUGAAAUAAUGACCUCAGACUUUCCUGUUCUUGAUCCCAGCUGGACUGCUCAAGAGGAAAUGGCCCUUCUGGAGGCAGUAAUGGACUGUGGCUUUGGAAACUGGCAGGAUGUGGCCAAUCAGAUGUGCACCAAGACCAAGGAAGAAUGUGAGAAACACUACAUGAAACAUUUCAUCAACAACCCUCUUUUUGCUUCUACCCUGCUCAACCUCAAGCAAGCAGAGGAAGCGAAAACUGCCGAUACAGCUAUUCCAUUCCAGUCUACUGAUGAUCCUCCAAGGCCUGCCUUUGAUUCGCUGCUUUCUCGGGACAUGGCAGGGUAUAUGCCAGCCCGGGCAGACUUCAUUGAGGAGUUUGACAAUUAUGCAGAAUGGGACUUGAGAGAUAUUGAUUUUGUCGAAGAUGACUCAGACAUUUUACAUGCCCUGAAGAUUGCUGUGGUAGAUAUCUAUCACUCCAGGUUAAAGGAGAGGCAGAGGCGGAAAAAGAUCAUACGAGACCAUGGCUUAAUCAACCUUAAAAAAUUUCAGUUGAUGGAACGGCGUUAUCCCAAAGAGGUCCAAGAUCUUUACGAGACAAUGCGGCGAUUUGCAAGGAUUGUGGGACCAGUUGAGCAUGACAAAUUCAUUGAAAGUUAUGCAUUAGAAUUUGAGCUUCGAAGGGAAAUCAAGCGGCUUCAGGAGUACAGGACAGCUGGAAUCACCAAUUUUUGUAGUGCCAGAGCCUAUGAUCACCUCAAGAAGACCCGAGAGGAGGAGCGCCUGAAGCGCACCAUGUUGUCGGAGGUCCUGCAGUACAUUCAGGACAGCAGCGCCUGCCAACAGUGGCUCCGUCGGCAAGCUGACAUUGAUUCAGGCUUGAAUCCUUCAGUUCAAGUGUCUUCAAAUUCAGGUGAUACAGCCUAUAUGCCAACCAAGAAGAAUGUCCCUUCCCAGAAACCCAAGGGUAGACGGAGUGCACCUCCCUUGAAUCUCACUGGCCUCCCAGGCACCGAGAAGCUAAAUGAGAAGGAAAAAGAGCUCUGUCAGAUGGUGAGGUUGGUCCCUGGAGCCUAUUUAGAAUACAAAUCAGCUCUAGUGAACGAGUGCAACAAACAGGGCAGCUUGAGACUGGCACAGGCUAGAGCUCUCAUCAAGAUAGACGUGAACAAGACCCGGAAAAUCUAUGACUUCCUCAUUCGAGAAGGGUACAUCACCAAAGCAUGAGGCCUGCAGGGCCUGGGACCAGAGCACAGGUGCUUGGAAUGUGGUCGAUGGAAGGAUGGCCGAGGGAAUUCCAGCGAGUUGUGUUGGGGACGUGGGCAUUUUGUCAGUUUUGUAUCAGAGUGUCUACUUUCUCUCCCCCACCCUGCUUUAGAAGGCUCCCAUCGUCAUCAUCAGUAUUCUGCUACAGAGUUGUGUGCCAGCCAAGCUGUUACUUAACAUGAGUGGGCAUCCAUUCUUCACGCCUCUUGGUGACUAAAAUGAGAAUCAUAGGACCUCGCAUGUCAGUGCUGGUCGAACUAGCACCAGACCCAGGGGUCCAGGGGCCCAGGGGCUCAGGGGCCCAGCUCAUUAGCUUGGUAGCUAAGACACAAGCUUUUUGAAUACCUACAGUCAGAGAGGGUAGUGCCUUGAAGACAAGGAAAUGUUUUUAGAGAUUAUGAGGAAACUUGACCCUUCUAAGUUUAUUUUUUUAAGCCAACAACUGGAAGCUCCCUUGAUCCUGGUGAGAGAGGGACUGCCAGUCUCCCUGUGUCUGUGUCGUUUUGUCUUGAACUGUGUCUUCCAAUCAACUGAUUUUAGCCUGGUACUUACUGCAGUCAAACUAGCUCUCUAAUCAGUCUGUGGCAGAGUGUGGCGCCCACCGGCUGGAAGCUGUCUCUGUUAUUUUUAGAACUAAUGGAUUAAAAUGUUUUCCUAUUUAAUUUGUGGGUGUGUCAAAUGCUGGUGCAGUUGAAGAGCUCUGAGCCGGCACUGGCUCUUCCCCCUUAAACCGUCUUCCCCUCCCAACUAUCAGUCAGUCAACAAGCCUUUAUUAAGAACCCACUAAUGUGCUAAUCUCUGGAGGAUAUGAAUUAAAACAGAAACUUGGUCUCACCCCUCAAGGGAAUGAAUACCUUACAACAGGACCUACUACCUCUGCCUAUUUCAUCCUGGGACCUAAGGACCCUGAUGGAUGGAAAUGAUGUUCCUGAUUUGUGAGAUUUGAACCUUAGAUCUCAGAGAUGAAAGGCAGGAAGUGUGCUACUUUAUUUUAUUUUUUGUUAGGGAGGCUGGACCUAUGACUUUAUUCAUGUGGGGAAUUCCUAGUGUAGAAACUCCCUCCACAAAUGCAAAUCUGUAACUGAUUAUUAAUUUAUUGUCUUAGAAAGUUUGCUUGGGCAACAAGAGGUGAAGUGAUUUGAGUAAAUCACACUGCUAGGAUGUUGAAGACUGGCCAGGAACCAAGUCCUCCUGACUCUAAACCUAGCACUGUCCACUAUUCCAAACUUUUAUGGGUAUACAAAUACAGGAGUUGAAAAAGGAAGAAAACCAGAGCAUCUGUAAGUAAUUCUAAACAGUGGCCAGUUCAAAUAUGUCCCUUUGCAGGUCUAAGGAUGGGAAGUUUGACCAAACCUGAAACUGAGGUCUCAGUCUGCCUUCCCAGGGCAUAAGAGGACCAGUCAAUUCACAGAAUCAGGCUGCCUGCCCUACAGCUCUCCCUCCCUGGAAACAUUGCACCAGGCAGCAACUUUGGUUGGGUCAAACCCUUUGUUACUGAAAUUCAAACUUCUUUUUGCCAUCCAAGCUUCUCCUGAAAGCAGCCUUGGACUCCUUGGACUCUUGAGUAAGGCUCAGACCUUUUGGCUUCUGAGGGGUUUGUAAACUGAGCAGAUGAAUCCCGUUUCCUCAAGGGAUGGAAAGAAUGGAAAGAGAACCUCCUAGCAAAUGAAGGAAUUAAAAUAGAGAACUCUUUAAAGAUGGAAGUAGAGUUGGAGGAAACUUCCGGAGAAUCCUAGCAUGACUGGAAAGAAUCCCAGUUGAUUUUGUUACUUUAUAGGCAAUGAACUGUGUGUCAGGUUCAGUGCAAGGCAUAUAAAUGCAAAAUAAAUCAAAAUAAAGGAAGGGAAGGAGAAAAAGGAAGGAAGGAACAAUCUCUGCUCUGAAUAGCAUUUUGAAUAUUAUUUCAUAGGAUUAGACUCAAAACUGGAAAGGCUAUCAUUUUCCCUCCUCAUUUUUAUAGAUAAAGAAAUGAAAUCUCAGAAAGCUUUAAAGUUUUGCCUGAACCUGACACAGGUGGCAAGGUGGCAGAGGUGACAUUGGUGCUCUUUCCACUGUCCUAAAAUGAGUCAAGAAAAUUAAUAACUAUUGUAAAUACUUCACAAGAGCAAGGUCAGCAAAAAAUGUAGAGGGAAAGCUCACAUCAAUAGGAAUACAAUGAAGUAAGUAGACAUGGGAUUUAUGUGGAUUUGGGACAUAGUGAACAUAAUUUGGAGAUGAGACUCAUUUGGGAAGGUCCGCAGACUCCAGGAAGGACUCACAUUGGGGAAUUCCUCAAACUCCUAAGAUCCUCCUGGAGUUCCUAUUUAAAAAAAAAAAAUUAUUAUAGCUUUUAAUUUACAAGUUAUAUGCAUAGGUAAUUUUACAGCAUUGAUAAUUGCCAAACAUUUUGUUCCAAUUUUUCCCCUCUUUCCCCCUUCUUCUCCCCCUGAUGUUAAGUUGAACAAUACAUGUUAAGUAUGUUAAAGCAUAUAUGUCCUAACAGUUGUUUUGCUGUAUAAAAAAGAAUUGGAGUUUGAAAUAGUGUACUAUUAGCCUAUAAAGGAAAUCAAAAAUACAGGCGGAAAAAAAUAGAGGGAUUGGAAAUUCUAUGUAGUGGUUCAUAGUCAUCUCCCAGAGUCCUUUUGCUGGGUGUAGCUGGUUCAGUUUAUUAUUGCUCUAUUGGGACUGAUUUGGUUCAUCUCAUUACUGAAGAUGUCAAGUCCAUCAGAACUGAUCAUCAUAUAGUAUUGUUGUUGAAGUAAAUAAUGAUCUUCUGGUCUUGCUCAUCUCACUCAGCAUCAGUUCAUGUAAGCCUCUCCAGGCCUUUCUGAAAUCCUCCUGCUGGUCAUUUCUUACAGAACAACAAUAGUUCAUAAUAUUCAUAUACCACAAUUUAUCCAGCCAUUCUCCAAUUGAUGGGCAUCCACUCAGUUUCCAAUUUCUGGCCACUACUACCUGCCACAAACAUUCUUGCACAUACAUGUCCCUUUCCCUUCUUUAAGAUCUCAUUGGGAUAUAAGCCCAAUAGUAACACUGCUGGAUCACAGUUUGAUAACUUUUUGAGCAUAGUUCCAAAUUGGAGCUCCUAUCUCUUGUCAGUUUGACUGCAGGGCAGUAAAUCUUAGAAGAGAAAAAAAUUUAAUUAGCCUCAGCUGAUGGGCAGUUGACUACAGUAACUCUACAGAACAAGAAAAAAUGCAUAUAGAUGUGGGGUUUGAGUCUGAGGUGACAUUUCAGGCAGACAAAGGAGGUGACUGAGAGGCUGCUCAUCCACUUUCCUUAUUUGGGAAGUUGAGCAACAGGGAAAGAAUGCAGGUGAUUCAGAGGGGGAAUUUGUUAAGGUUGGGGUCAGAAGGGUUAAUCUUGGGGACUAUGGAGAUUCCAAAGAUCAGGUUGUAACAGUGAAAUAUUUACUCUUGUCAAAUAUUCCAGCAGGCAGAAAGUUUCUUAAUAAUGCUGGCCUCCUUCAAAAUAGAGUCAAUAGGCCUGUCAUGCUGCUGAAUUAAAUACAGACUGAGGAGCUGUCUCUGUUUAUACGACCCUAUAGUUCAGUUUCUUUGUCCUUGAAGGUUUCUUUUUCUGCAGAGAUUUUCCUUUCUUUCCUCCCAAAACUCAUAGUCUACCUUCUCUAUACUUAGAUACAUCAUCCAUUGCUAUGGAUGGAUGUAGUUAUACAGGCCUCCACUCUGCCAACCCUCCUCAUCCCUCCCACAAAUCUUUUACUUUUCCCAUGGGGCUAUGGAUUCUGAUACGUGAACUUUCACUCUUGCAUUCCUUCCUGGCAAUUUCCACAUCAUCCUACCAAGUUCCCAGCUCUUUUUUUUUUUUAAACCAAUAUUUAUUGAGCACUUAUUAUGUGCUAGGCACUGUGCUUAGAGCUCAGAUCUUAACCUUAAAUCAUAAGUUCCUUACAGAGGCAAGAUUACCUUUGCUUAUCUAUAUUUGUUUCAUCACUUGCCCCUAUACCUGGCAUGUAGUAAAUGCCUAAUAAAUGCUUUUUUAUCCACCUAUCCAUCCAAACAGUGUUCUUUGCACCAUUCCACAGUUGCUUCUCCAUCAGAUUACUGAUUGACCCUGCAGGAUCUUCCUUGUCUUUGGAAAAAGAACAUUCUAUUGAAAUAGGGUAAAUCCCAGGCAACCUCUGUAUGUAUGUGUGUGUGUUUUGGGGGCAGGGGACAUUCUCCCUGAUUUCAUGUUUAAUUUGCAAUCCAUCCCAUCAGUUUUGAUUAGAGAAUGGAGUUGCUGCUACUCUUAUCCUAUCCUAUUCUAUCAACUGAGGAAGGCUCCCUGGAGGAGGUGGAUUUUGAAAUGAUGGGAAUGAGAAAAGAGGGAUGGCUUGGCAGAUGGAAGUGGGAAGACAUUUUAGACAGUGGGUGGAAGAUGUGGAGGCAGCAGUGGGAGGGAGAGAAAUGCCUAGUAAUUUGUUUGGUUAGAACAGAAGGGGCAGCUGGGGUACUUAUGAGUGGGAGGGAAGCGGGAUAAUCUGGAAGCCUUUAAACCAGAUUGGGUUUUGUAGAUCUGAUAAGAAAUUAGUAGAGUUAUAAGAAGAGAAGUGGAAAGGUUGAAACAACUAAUUAGAGUGAAAAAGGCUGCUUAAGGAGCUGUUUUAGGAAGUGCCAAGGUCCCUCUUUUGGGUAAAAUUGAGAACCACCAUAUUUGGCCAGUCUGAUAAAAAACGGGUCUUUACAGAACCACUAAGUUGUUACCAUUCUGCAUAUUUAGCAGUAAAAAAGCAAUUGUCUGUGUCUGUUGUGACCAUCUUUUACAUACCAUUUCCUCCCACAUUGUUGUUACCUAGUGAAGACUAUCUUUAUGUCACUGAUUCUAUCCUGUAAAUCUAGGGCUAGCAGGAUCCACCAAAAAGCGUCUAAAAUCCCUUUUUCCCACACUUACCAUCUGGUAACCCAGCCUGUUCUGGUGUAGCUCCCUCUUAAUCUCAAAGAGUUUGAAGAGGGAGAUUCUUUAGCCUUCCUCUGUAACUCAGUCAACUGCUUUGAGAUUCUUAAUAAAAUAGAAUUCUUAAUAUAUGUCUAAUCUUAAUCAUUCUUGUUUGGGUUUUAAGCAUGCUCAUAGAACCCCACCAAUUAUUUUAAAAUUAUAUAAAUUAUAUUUAAAAAAUUUAAUCAUCCAUUUUCUUGGCCCUUUUCCUAAUCCCAAUUCCCAGCCCUAUUUUUGUUUUUUUGGGGGGUAUACCGCUGGAUGGUUCAAGGGAUACAGUGCCAUGCCUGAAGUCAGACUUCUCUUCCUGAGUUCCAAUCUGGUCUUAGACACUUUGUUAGCUGUCUGAUCAUGGGCAAGUCGCUUAACUCAUUUGCCUCAGUUUCUUCACCUGUAAAAUGAGCCAGAAAAGGAAAUGGCACACCACUCCAGUAUCUUUGCCAAGAAUACUCCAAAUGGGGUCCUAAACAAGUAGACAAUUGGAGGCAAAAUGAUGAUGUAAGCAAUAAAUCACGGGAUCUCCUCCAUAAUCACUUCCAAACAAAUCCUAGAACAUCAGCACAAAGGUGGGAUGAAACAGUCUUUUAGCCCAAGAAAUUUGGAAGAUUGGCAAAAAAGUAUUUUUUUUUUUUU